GCUCUCCUUGGACUCCGUCCUCUUCGGCUGCAGGUAUCUGAUCAGGGUGCUGCCCCACCUAUCAGGGCUGAGUCACUCAAAGGGACUAUUGCAGGAGGGGCUGACCAGGGACUUCCCCUGCUCCAAACUUCCCCAAUAGCUGGCCAUGUCAUCUUCUCUCUCUCUCUCUCUCUCUCUCUCUCUCUCUCUCUCGGUUCCUUUCACUCUGCUCCAGAGGCAGCCAUGGCUGGGGGGGAAGAGUUCCGGCUCCUGGUGGUGGUGUCUUGGUGGUUUGGGGUCCUGGAGGCUCCUGCAGGUAAAGGGGACAGCAAUGUUUUGGUAAUGAGUAUCAAUUGCCGGCGGGGUGUGUGUGUGUGUGUGUGUGUGUGUGUGUGUGUGUCUUGCUUCACUUUGCCUUUAAAGGCUGACCUGCCUAAUCUGCACUCUCUGAAACAAUAUAUGAAGUGAAAUGCAACUAUCCUUUGAAAUCUGGGAUUCUCCAAAUUUUGCAGGGCAGUUCUCCUGCCAAGUAAUGUGCACAAUGCUGCAUAUAACAGGGUGAACUGUGCACAAAAACGCAUAUAUUUGUGAAAAUAACAUGCAUCAGUGUAUUUGGGGAAAUUGUUUGAAUGUCUAUAACAGUGACUGCUUGGAGGUUUUUGAAGUGUUAACUGGUUUAUAAAUGCUUCAGAAUAAAAAUAAAAUAUUAGGAGAAAUAUGGACCAACAUGAAGAUUAAUUUUCAUGAGGAAUUUUUUAAAAAAUCAUUACAAACUGAUGUGGAAAUAUGGAGAACUGAAUUCAAGAUUAGAAAACUGAGAAAUUAGAGAAAUUGAAAUUGACAAAUUCACCCACCCCUAGUAGUGAGGGAGAGUGGCCACCAUUCUCUGGCAGGGCCUGUUCCUGUGCCUGCAAAGCAAGCAGAAAUUAAGCCAAUAAUGUCCUCAUGCGCACAGACUCCUCUGAGCUGCAUUCUGGGGAAAGCUUGAUGUCCUUAACUUUUGUGUACUGGUAGCUAAGUGACAAUCCUGGACAUAGGCUGUGUUUAGUUGCCACUUUUUAUUUCCGCAGCAGCACUGCCCUGCCUUUUUACCAGCUGCAUAGCAGGCAGGAAUUCUGUGCACACAAUCCUUUCCCCAGUAUAUGCGAUAGGGAAUACUUUGCCUAUUGGAUUUUUGCCUGUCAUGCAGAUGCUAAGCCCAGGACCCUCACCAUGGGAAAAGGGUAGCAGACUUGGGCGGCAUCUGGGGUGAUUGGGGACGUGGGUGGCGCUGUGGGUUCAACCAUAGAGCCUAGGACUUGCCGAUCAGAAGGUCGGCGGUUCGAAUCCCUGCGACGGGGUGAGCUCCCGUUGCUCAGUCCCUGCUCCUGCCAACCUAGCAGCUCGAAAGCACGUCAAAGUGCAAGUAGAUAAAUAGGUACCGCUCCAGCGGGAAGGUGAACGGCGUUUCUGUGUGCUGCUCUGGUUCGCCAGAAGCAGCUUAGUCAUGACCCGGAAGCAGUACGCCGGCUCCCUCGGUCAAUAAAGCGAGAUGAGCGCCACAACCCCAGAGUCGUCCACGACUGGACCUAAUGGUCAGGGGUCCCUUUACCUUUACCUAGGGGUGCUUAGGAAGCUUUCAGGCCCCUUUAAGUCACAGAUUUGGCUUAAACAUUUCCAUGCAACCUGAGAUGUGAAAGGUACCGUAAAUAGUGCGAAACCUGCCUAUUAUGUGACCAAAGUAUCCCACGGGUAUAGAACUUACUUAUCGCUUCUUACCAAAUCUUCCCUUGGAAGGGCUUGGAUUCUCGUGUGGUUUCAGCAGAGACCUUUUGUUGUCCAGGAGGACUGAUGCAGAACAAUCCCUUUAUAACUUGAAGCAUUUAUUUAAAUAAUAAAUAUGUUGCUAUUCAGCAAUAUAUAAACAGCAGGUCACAAAAUUAGAAUAAAAUACCCAAACCAAAAUACAAUGCAAUGGAUCCUUUCCCUUAACCCAACAGUUAGUCUUUAAUGGCAAUGCAGCUCAGCCUUCAUGGGGCAUUUGGGGGCGGGGCUUCCCCAUAGUUAUUUUCCCACUAAAGCUUUUUUCAUGCUUUGUCAUGCAUCCAUCUUGUGCAUGGGUAGUGCUGUUUUGGCUACAUAAGCAGCACCACUCACCUCUGAACACCAAUAACAGAGCAGCAAAACAGUAUGAACCAAGGAAUACUAGAACAUAGGAAUACUAGAACAUAGGGAGCUGCCCUAAUACUGAGUCAGAUCCAUUUAGAUCCAUUUCUUGAUCCAUUUAGUCAUCCAGUAUUGGAUGACUAACGAUCCAGUAUUGUCAAGAAACAGGCUGGGUUUCAGGCACCUCCUCCUUGCAAAUGCCAGGGAUCAAACCAAGGAGCUUUUGCAUGCCAGGCAGCUGUUCUGCCAGUGAGCGAUAGUCCUUCCUAUGCAAAGAUUAUAGCUGUUGGUUCUCAAGGGCCAACUGAAACAACAAAGGUUUUACCCAUACAGUGGUACCUCUGGUUAAGAACUUAAUUUGUUCUGGAGGUCCGUUCUUAACCUGAAACUGUUCUUAACCUGAGGUACCACUUAAGCUAAUGGGGCCUCCCGCUGCCGCCGCUGCACAAUUUCUGUUCUCAUCCUGAAGCAAAGUUCUUAACCCAAGGUACUAUUUCUGGCUUAGCGGAGUCUGUAACCUGAAGCGUCUGUAACCCGAGGUACCACUGUAGUUGAAAAAUUGCUCCAUCCUUCAUAGGGUUUCCAGGUUUCUUUCCUGGUAGAGCUUUUGUAAAAGUAAUAACAGCUUCCCGGCAGGGAGCUGUUGAGUCAGAGAAACUUUUUCUGGCCUGAAGCGAUGAGAAAUCACAAGUGAGUCCCGUGGCUUCCUGAUGUUUGCUAUGGCACAAGUGGUCAUGGGCAAUUGGUAGUUUCGCCAGAUGCAUGCUAGCAAAACAGUUCACCUCAUUAGGGUCUGCAGACCCAGCAGCUGCAUGAAGCAUUAACCUCACUUGGCAGACGUCCAUAAGCAGUGAUAGAAACUCAGAUUUAUAAGCUAGGCACCAAAUGGCUCCUUAAACCAAGGUUACAGUCACCAAAAUGCAGUGGCGGAGCUUCAUGCUUCGGCACCGGAGGGGGGGGAGAGCAGGUGGGGGCGGGGCUGGCGCACGUCCCGGGGGCGUGGCAUGUGUCCUGGGGGCGUGGUGCCCAGCGUGGGAAGGGGGGAGCUGUGAUGGCACCCCACCGGGAUGGUGCUGCCGGGGGCAACGCACUCCCCCCGCACUCCUCUGCCAGUGCCAAAAUGGAACAUCUAGUUGCCAUUUUGGGGCAAAACGGUUCUAAAGUCUUGUUUUCCAAAUGUUGGACUGACUCUGAUCGAUUCUCUGGCCAGUUCAGAUGACAACCUUGAGCUAAGUUAAGAGCUUUGACAACUUAAAGAAGAAAAGUCACUUGCUCCAGGGACUGUCCACAUAUAUAUUUGCCUGUUCUGACCUAUUUUUCUUAAUGGUGACAUGGACCAUUCAUAACGUAGGAAUAUUCUUCACAACUGUGAGCAGGGCAGGGGUGGGGGGACAAAGACGAGCUACUGCAAUCACUAUAACGCUGUUCCCUGCUCAGGCCGCACAGAAAAACAUUUUGGUUCCUCAAAUUCAUUCUGAUUGUGCAGAUAAAAUAUAACUGAAAGAGUUCUACAGGAUGUGGUAUUAGUACAGUGGUACCUCGGGUUACAUACGCUUCAGGUUACAUACGUUUCAGGUUACAGACUCCGCUAACCCAGAAAUAGUGCUUCAGGUUAAGAACUUUGCUUCAGGAUGAGAACAGAAAUUGUGCUGUGGCAGCAGCAGGAGGCCCCAUUAGGUAAAGUGGUGCUUCAGGUUAAGAACAGUUUCAGGUUAAGAAUAAUAAAUUAUAAUAAUCAUAAUAAAUUUUAUUUAUAUCCCGCCCUCCCCAGCCGAAGCCGGGCUCAGGGCGGCUAACAACAAUAAAACAGUACAAAGUACAACACAAACAACACUCUAAAAUCAUUCAUUAUAAAAUUAAUUAAUUCAAGCCACUGGCAACCAUUGGACCAGAGCUCCGCGAAGAUUGCCGAGGGAGGGAGUCAGGCUGUGCCCUGGCCAAAGGCCUGGUGGAACAGCUCUGUCUUGCAGGCCCUGCGGAAAGAUGUCAAGUCCCGCAGAACUCCGGAACGAAUUAAGUACUUAACCCGAAGUACCACUGUAUGUGAAAACAGUCAAAAGCCAACGACCUAAGCAGUUAUGUGGGCUUCUACAAUUUCCCCCUCCAACUGCAAGUUCUCAGGCUUUUAGUACCAGUUCGAGUGACAUGGAGGAAGACACAUGGUCCUUUGGAUCCGCCACCAUGUGUUCUCUUUUUUUAUUAUAAAAAUUAAAAAAUUUAAAAGUUAUCUAGUUAAAUAUAAUACUAUUCUAAGGCGGAGGAAACUGGCAACCGGUUGCUGCUAUGGGAGGGUGGGUGAGGUUGCUCUAGGUCAGGGCUGGCCGAGCUUUUCUUUCUUUCUUUCUUUCUUUCUUUCUUUCUUUCUUUCUUUCUCUCACAUAUUUUAUUAAAGAUUUCUUGGUUUACAAAAGUAUGUGCAAUGUCUUUUUUUUGAAGUUACAUUUUCUACAGAUCAGUUUCAUUUGUUGAGACAUUAGUGUUACAUUAGGAGGGAAAUGGGGAGAGGGGGGGGAGGUGAGUGGGUGGCAAUGCUUCUCUUCUCCGUGGGGUAUAUGUGGGGUUUUGUGUCAGCGUCACGUGUGGGUUCCCUUUACUAUUCACUUGUAUUUCUUUGGUGGGGAGAGAAGUUGGGGUUGGCCUAGGGUGUGGUUGGUUAGUUGUGAUUGGCUGUGGUGAACUUUGUUUCCAUGUGUGUGUGUUUUUGGAUCACAGAUUAGCCAGAUUGCUGUUGGUGGGUUCUUGUUGUUCUCUUGUUGGGUUGUGAAUGUGAUAAAGGGUGAAGGCAUCUUCUUCUAUUUGUCCCUGUGUCAGUUUCAGUUUGUUGGUUAGUUUUUCUAAUAAGGCUGUUUCCCAUACUAUUUGAUACCAUUGGUGUUGGUCCAUGUUUACUCCUAACAGGUCUCUCCAGUGUCUGGCUUUGAGGCUUCUGGCUGCUGAGAGUAGGUGGGUUAUGAGCUCUUUAUGAUGUGAGUGGGCAUUAUUAUCUUGGAAGAUGUUUAGUAGGGCCAGUUCUGGGGUGACUUCUAAUACUUGCUUAGUUAUUUUGCAUAUUUCUUGUAUGAUUGUUGUCCAGAAUAGUUGGUUUUGGGGGCAUUCCCACUACCUGUGGAUGUAUAUGCCUAUGGAAGUGCAUCCUCUCCAGCAUUUUGGGGACAUUCCUAAGCGUAUUAGUGCUAGUUUCCUUGGUGUUAGGUACCAUCUGUAAGUAUGUUUCAGAACAAGUUCUUUCCUUUUCGCUGAUAUGGAUUUAAACAGCCAUAUUAGACCAUAUUCUAGUCCACUGGGUGGGGUUAAUGUCGUCCUCCCAAUUUUUUUGAUUACGUCUAGGGGGUUUGUGGGAUUUUGGAGUAGUAUUUUGUACAUUGUGGACACCAUCCCUUUGCCGUGUCCCUUUGUUGUUAGGAGGAGGUUUUCAAAGGUUGUCAGGGGCCUAGUUGCUGCUGAUUUUAAGAGGGCAUGUAGUUGGUGUGCUAGCCAGGGCAUUCGGGUGUCACCUCGUUUGUCUUGUAUUUCUUGUGUUGAUAAGGGUUUGUUAUCUGGCCGACCUUUUCAAGCCUCACCUGGGACUACCUCCCAGGGGUGAUGGAUGGGGCCCAGAUGCAGAAACAGGCACAGCACUGGAUGCAAACCUUACCUGUUGUAGGGACACCCCAACUGUGUCAAAGCCAGAGAUUCCUAUGCACACACCUCUGUCCAUUCGUCUUCCAGGCAAGCGGGAGGCAUCAAGGAGGGUGUGGCCUGAAGGGAGUCCCCAAGGCCACAUAGGGAACUCACAGCUCCCCAUUUGUGCUUAGGAGGGGGAUUCCUAUCCUCAUGCUUGCAGCCUGCUCUCAGCUGGGUUUUCUCAUUUCAGGAGCGCAAAAUGUUUUCUGCUACGGGGCAUUUGAUGUGACUUCAGGGAAGUGCAACGACCUGCUGGGGGAAGGGGUUGCCCAGGACGACUGCUGCCUAAACCACCAAUACGGCUUCCAGCUGGACAGGAAUGGGCCAUGCCAGGCCUGCCAGUGAGUGUCACACCAGAAUCCUAUCACUAACCACUGUGCCCAUGUUUCACUCAGCACCUUCUCUAGCUCUCCCAAUCUCUCUUGCUGGAGAUCCCCAAAUACCUUCUGUGGCUACGAGCCAGAAUGGCAUACUCUACCUCCAAAGAGCAGUUGCUCGGGAUCACAAGUAGGGAGAAUGCUGUUGUGCUCAGGACUCACACCAUAUGCUCGUUUAACACAUGGACUUCCCCCCAAGGAAUCCACAGGAACUACAGUUUGCUAAGGGUGCUGAGAAUUGCAGCUGUUGUAUGAGGGGGUGAACUAUAUUUCCCAGGAUUGUCUGGAGGAAGCCAUGUGCUUUAAAUGUGCACCAAAUUUGCUGUCAAUGGAUUGUGUAUAAGUGGUUACAGCAUGAAGCUCACUUUUUUUCUUUCUCCCACCCUAGCCGAGGCACCUGGCAAAUGCCAAGGCCCCUGGGCUCCAGAGGGCCAAACACUGGCCUCCCUUAAAAGUAUGUUUGGAUGCUCAGCUGGUUCAGCCACCAACCUCAUUAUCCCCAAUGGGACUCCCUCCCCCCCAGACACUACGCCAGGGGUUGGGCCUUAAAGCACAGGGGAUAAUUACAUACCAUAAGUCCCUGGUGUGGCUGUAGCUGCCUUGCCUAGUACCGGGUCAACUACACACAGACAACAUGGAGGGGGGGGGGUCCCUGUAAAGGUAUUGUCCUGCUGUUAAAUUUGGAAUGUUGGUUAAUCAACCAGCAUGACAUCCUCUGCUUUUUGUACAGCUUUUGUGAGACCACAAUUUGACUGUGAUAGUGUGUGUGUUAAAUGCAAAUAAGCACUUUGCUACAGGCAAAUAUUUUCCCCGCAACGAUAUGGCUUCCUUGUGAACAGAAAAUCUAAGUAGGGUGCUGCCCUCAUUGCUGUCUAACUAGUGUGUUGGGAAUUAGCUCACCGUAAUACAAAUUUGCACCUAGACUUUGUGAGUGCGCAGUUAAGGGAGGAAUUUAGUAUAGCCUUAGGCAGAUUGCUCUGUCAGCACCAGCCUGAAUCUCCCCUCUCCUUCCUGCUACAUGCUGUUUGGAGAGUUCUCCUGACCCCCCAGAGCCCAUUUGGGGUAGCAGUGGUGGUGGGCAUGGGGAGGAGAAGCUGGUGGAAGUCCUUCCAGAGUCUUUGGCCCUGGGGCUCUCUGCAGGAAGCAGAGCUUCAACUCCAGUUGCGGAUAUUUUUGGAUGUGGUAUUUUUGGGUUUGGUUUGAAGAUAGAGCGGGAGAGAGGGCUUCUGAAGGGUGUUUAGAGGGUGCUCCCCACUUAACGCAGUUUCACGGAAGUGCGUGGGGGCCUACAUAACCCCCAUGCAAGUGGGGAGUCACUGUACUUUAAUUCUGCCCUGGGUUAUCUGUGGAAUUUCCCUGGGGGAUUUUUAUGACUCCCCAUAGCAGGGAGGACUCGUAACCUCCUCCUCCUCUUUCUUUUUGCACAGGGCAGCCCACUGGAGUGACUGGUCCCCCUGGAGCCCCUGCUCUGUUUCCUGCAGGGAAGGCGUCCAACGGCGCAACCGGACGUGUCAUGGGCGCAACGGCCCGGCCGGCUUUUGUCAGGCCAGCGCCCGCCAGUGGGAGAUGAAGGCCUGCAGCCCGAUGGCCUGCUGCCCCCGUAAGCAUCUCGGCUCUGCUAUUGUGGCUCUUUUCUCUCUCUCUUUUUUAAAAAACUUUUAGAUUCAAAAUUAAAACAAAACAUAUUAUCCAGAAACACACCAUCCUUAUUUCCCCCCCAUUUUUCCUCCCUCCCCCCACCCUCCCACACAAAACCCACCCCCCCACCCCCCAGCUUCCCUCAGUUCCAGUCUUUGAUUUCUCUAAGAAAGCAGUUUUCUGCAUGUUACACAAUUGUAUAGAUCCUCAAACUAUUUAACUGAUUAUCAUCAUUAGAAAAGUUUGUGAAUGUUUAUUCAAAGCCAGCCAAGGAGUCCGGUUGGCUUUGUUGUGUCUUCAAAUACUUUGUAUUGGGUUCCCAUUCAUCCUUAAAGUCACAGUUAUCCUUGUCCCGUAGCUUGUAUGUCAAUUUUGCCAGUUCUGCAUAGUCCAUCAAUUUUUCUUGCCAUGAUUCUUUAGUUGGGGUUUCUUCAGUCUUCCAUCCUUGUGCUAUUAGAACUCUCACGGCUGUUGUCACAUACAUGAAGAUGUUUUUCAGCUUUUUGGGCAGAUCUUUCCCUACAAUCCCUAACAAAAAUGCUUCAGGUUUUUUAAACAAAUGUUAAAUGGAACAUUUUCUUCAAUUCAUUGUAUAUCAUUUCCCAAAAUUUUUUAAUUACAUUGCAAUCCCACCACAUAUGAUAAAAUGUCCUUUCCUUUUCCUUACACUUCCAACAUAUAUUUGAACUAGUUUUGCACAUUUUCCCUAACUGCACUGGUGUCGUGUACCAUCUGUACAUCAUCUUCAUGUAAUUCUCCUUCAGUAGGGAACAAUCUGCAAAUUUUACAUCAGUUUUCCAUAAUUUCCCCCAAUCUUCCAUCAUAAUGUUGUGAUCUACAUCUUGUGCCCAUUUAAUCAUAACUGAUUUUACCUCUUCAUCUUUCAUCUCCCAUUCUAAUAAUAUUCAGUAAUUUCACUUUCCCUUUGAUCACUUCCGUUUGAAACCUAGAUCUUGUGUAACUGAAUUCUUUCUCACUGUCUUCUUUAUGUGUUUCAUAUAGCUGUCGAUAAUGCAACCAACUCUGAAAGUGGUCUUUGAUCUCAUCGUAAUCUCUUAAUUUCCAUUUUCCAUCAUGGUCCUUUAAUAAAUCAACAUAUGUGAGCCAUUUCCCUUUCUUUCCAAGUGGUUUGAGCGACUGCUUCAUGUGGUGAAAGCCACUACGGGGUCUUUUGUUCCAAUAAGUCUUUGUAUUUCUCCCAUACUCUCAUUAGUGAUUUCCUAAUUAUAUGGUUGUAAAAACUUCUAUGAACCUUCCCUUUUCCGUACCAUAAGUAUGCGUGCCAGCCGAAUCUCUUGUCAUGUCCUUCUAGCUCUAAUGCCUCUUGCUUAUCCAAUCUCAUCCAGUCCCUGAUCCAAACCAAACAAGCAGAUUUAAGGUCUGGGAGGGCAAACCCGCCUCUGUCUUUUACGUCUGUAAGUAUUUUAUGUUUUAUGCUUGGCCUUCCCCCCCCCCCCCCCGAUAAAUUUUGAAAUCUCUUUCUGCCAUUUCUAAAAACAUUCAUCUUUCAGAAUGACUGGUAUCGCUUGAAAAAGAAAUAGCAUUUUUGGCAACACAUUAAUUUUAAUCGCCAAUAUUUUUCCUAACAAUGAGAGAUUCAUUCUACUCCAUAUUUCUAAAUUUUGUUUAACCUCAAGCCAAAUUUUUUCAUAGUUAUUUUUAAAUAGGUUUAUAUUUCUUGAUGUUAACCAAAUCCCUAAAUAUUUAACCUUUUUAUGGACUUCAAUCGCAAUGUUUUGUUCUAAUUCGGUUCUUUCUUCUUCCUUCAUGUUUUUAAUGAAUAAUUUAGUUUUAUUCCUAUUUAACUUAAAUCCUGCCACCUCCCCAAAUUUCUGAAUUUUUUCUGUUACUUUAGGGAGUGAGGUUUUAGGUUCUUCCACUGUUAUCACUAGGUCAUCUGCAUACGCUUUUAACUUGAAUUCACUUUUCCCAGUUUUUACCCCUGUGAUUUCUUUAUCCGCUCUUGAACUUGGGGUGAAGCCAGACAUCACUUUGAAGUCACCCAGGGUCCUUUAACUUGGGCUGAACACAGCUUCCUUUCAGCUACAGAGUUUCUUGCUCAGAUAUACAUUCUUGUUAUCAGGUUGUUUUCCAUUCCAUCUGGUCUCUAAGAACUACUAUGGUAUGCUAAGAUCUAGGGCCUGAGUUUACUUGUUUUCCUCUUUGCUCCUCAUCCAUUUCCCCCUUUGUAUUGUGCUUUUUAGUUUGUAAGUCUUCAUCAGGGGCUGCCUUGUUUUUAUUUACCGUAUUUUUCGCUCCAUAAGAUGCACCUGACCAUGAGACGCACCUAGUUUUUAGAGAGGGAAAGCAAGAAAAAAAAUAUUCUGCGCAGAGCAUGUAAGUGGCUCUUGCUUUUCUUGCUUUAAACCCUUCCGUCGCUCCUCCUGCUUCACUGAGAAGCCAGCAGAGCAAACAGCGCAGCUCUCGCUGAAGCCAGCAGAGCAAGAGCAAUAGCUGCACAGCGCCUCUUGUUCUGCUGGCUUCCCAGCAAAGCGGGAGGAGCGAUGAAAGGCAGCCCUUACAAGGGAGCGCUGAGCAGAGUCUGGCAGCGGCUCUUGCUGGCUUUUCUGGGAGAUUUGGGAAGGGACAGAGGGCAGCCUGUCAGUCCCUUCUCCCACCUCGCGGAAAAGCCCCCAAGAGUCGCACACACGCUAGGCGUGGCUCUUUAAAGGGAGCGCUGAGCAGAGCCUCCCACCUGCUUUCACUCUAUAAGACGUACACACAUUUCCCCUUACUUUUUAGGAGGGAAAAAGUGCGUCUUAUGGAGCGAAAAAUACGGUAUCUUAUGCAAGCUUCUCUGGGAGACUUUUUGACUGAAGAGCAGGGUAAAAAUGCUGUAAAUAAAUCAUUAAUAUUUAUAAUUAAAUCCACAUGGAAACCAGUUGCUUCUCUUCCUUAUCUGUAAAACCAAGGGGUUUUUGUUUGUCUUAACAUUUUGUAGGGACAAACAGGGCCAGGUAAAAUUUACCCAUAACUAGAAUCCAGCCCACAAGUUGUGCAUCUCCAACCUAAAAUUUCAGUUCUCAUAUAGUGCAACCUUACACCUGUCUGCUCAGAAGUGAGUUCUCUGUAACAGGCUCCCAGGUAAGUGUGUUAGUACAGGUGGGGAGCCUGUGGCUCUUCAGAUGGGGCUGGACUCUCAGCUUCCAUCAUCCUGACCCCUGGGCCUGCCGGCUGGAACUGAGCUGGAGUCCAACAACAUCUGGAAGACCACCAAUUCCCCAUCCAUGAUAUAUGCAGUGGUGGAGCUUCAUGCUCCGGCACCAGGGGGCGGAGAGCAGGUGUGGGCGACGUGCAUCCCAGGGGUGUGGCGUGCCGCGGGGGCGGGGGGCAGCCAAGAUGGCACCCCCCCCGGAGCACGCUGCCGAGGGCAGUGCACUUCCCCCUCCCCCAUCUUCCUCCGCCAGUGGAUAUAUGGAUUGCAUCCUGAUCACACUGUAGCUCACCUGUUUGCUUAUAUGAUGAUAACUUCCCAUUACUGUGGAUUCUUGUAGCUGCUGAAUUCCUCUCCCACCCCACUUUGAUUUGAUUUAAAUAUAUGAGAUGAAUCUUCAGCUUUCAGCUUCGCUAAUAGCUCCCGCUUUCUGUCUUCUGAAUAUAUCCGCUAUCUGGAGAGCGGCUGCCAGUCAGUCUGUGGACAACAGUGGGUUAGAUGGGCAGGCUUGCUUGCUUCCUAAGAGCAUUUCUGCAGAAAAGACUGGGCUUCAUGAAGAGAAUUCAGGGCACGUCAAGGAAGCUAUUCAUCCCAGUCUUCACUGAUGCCGCCCCUUAUUUCCUUGCAGGGGUGGGAGGCUGGUCAGCCUGGGCUGCCUGGAGUCCCUGCUCUGUGACUUGCCUCAGAGGGCUGCAGACAAGGAAGCGCACUUGCACCAAUCCAGCACCAGACUGUGGAGGCAGUUGCCUAGGAGACGGCGCCGAACAACGGUCCUGUGACACCAACCUGAUCUGCCCAAGUAGGUUUUUGACAGAAAUAUUGGAAAAUAAGAACUGGGUCAAAGGAUGUCAGGAAGGGAAGGAAAAUGGAUGCAAUGAGAGGUCAGAAAGUUGAAAUGGAGGAGGGAGCAAGGCUGUACAUGUAAUAUGGAUUAAUCAGCUACAUAUAUAGUUGAUUAUUGCCUUCCCCAGAGAGGUGCACCUGGUGUCUUUUUUGUGGUCUUUCUGGUACCUUUUUAUUCACUAAGGUGAAUGAAGCUUGAGCUUGUGUUUCGAAACAAACCCUAGGGCUAGGCCUUCACAGUUUUAAUAUUGUUUUAAAUAAAGCUUAUGCUCGCCAUCUUUCAGGGAGAAAUCCUAUACACAAUAAGCCAGCAUAAGUUAAGCUCGUGUACAGAACACCAGAUCCAAAUUCUGUUCAGGAGCAGGGCUGCUACCAGCUGAGCUGGCCUAAACCUGGCAGAGGGAAAACAAGCCUUCAAAAUAGUCUUUAGAGUUCAGAGAUCCACUGGAUCCUAACCACACUCAUCCUGGUGGAUAUUUCUAUAGGAUCACUCUCUUAGUGGGGUUUUGAAAUGAGCUGCAAAUUAUUUAAUUCUGCUUCUUCUAGGAUUUUUUUUGGUGUUGCUGUGUUUAUUGACUUUUUGUUUUGUUUCAAUUGUUGUAUCUUGACUUUUAAAAAAUACUGGAUGCUUAUUUUUAUUUUGUAAGCCACCAAAAGAAUUUCACUGGUAGGUAACCAUACAAAAUGAUCCAAGAAAUGGUUAUAGUGGUGUUUUUUUAAAAGGCUGUUUUACUUUUGGGGGAGUUUUUUUUUUUACUGUGGUACAGUACAAAAAAUGAAAAUGGUAAAAUCAAUCUUUCCUUCUGUCCAUGAGUGGCAGCAUUUAUGUAUAAGUUCUUACACUUAUACAUAAAAGUGUAAGUUCUUACACUCCUUUGAUCCGUUAAAAAGGCGAUGGGAAUGGAUGGAGGAGAGGGAAUCAGAGUGGGGGCUUGGGGUGCUGAACGCAUUAAAGGAAAUAUGGCUGGUAGAGCUUUGCUGGGACCGGAUGAUCUGAUGGAGAAGAGAGACGGGACAGUUUGGAGCAAGGAUGGAGGGGACACAGGUCUUAGGGAGGUGAGGUUUGCUUGCCUUCUUUCUGCACAGCCCAUCCUGACCCACACCGCCUCCCCCUCACACCCCUCAUCUUUCUGUGCUUGCUUCUCUUUUCACACAGCCCAUGGAAACUGGGGCAACUGGGGCAACUGGGAACCUUGCCCUGCCACCUGCAUUCCCGAGGGCUCAGGGCCACAGCCCAGGCAGCAGCGCCGGCGUCAGUGUAACAGCCCCCCACCUUCCAGAGACCCCCCUGGAAACCCCUGCCCUGGAGCUGACCAAGACUACCGCUCCUGCAGCGGACUGCCCUUCUGUCCACGUAAGGAAAGAAAGCUGCCUCAUUUACCCAGCCCUCCUCCUGCAAGCAGCUUGCGGGUGAUGACCCUGUUGCCUCUGAAGAAACAAGCCCCCCCCCCCCUUAUGGAUUUAUUUAGUGUGUACCUAUUUGUGCCAGUUCUAUAUCACAAAGUGUAUUUUAAAAAUAUCUCUUAGCGGUGUACAGAUAACUAAAGCAACAACAAUGCAAAGAGCAGAAAAUAUUACAAAAGUACAGCUAACAUAUACAAAUCUUACAUUAAUGCAUAUGUGAAUGUUAGAUUCUUUGCUGUCUCUGGCCAGCCGGAUCGUGAUCCAGAAAGGAAAUGGGAAAAGAGACUGGCCUGUCCCAAUGCUUUCCAAAGCGACAGACCUAGUUUAUAGGCUGGGGAUGGAUGUAGCAGUGAAAACCCCUUUAACCCUUGACCAUUGUCCAUCCUGACGGCUGGGGCUGCUGGGAGUCCAAGAAACUCUCAACGACCACAGUUUUCGUAGCCCUGCUGCAGGGAGUUUCCAAAUGAAUUUCUGUUGCGUCCUGGACAAUGUAGUUCCACACUUGAUGGGCCACAGCGAUGCCCAUUUAGAGCUUGUGCUUGUCUGAGCAAGUCCGACUGGGGGUCCAGAGUUCUUUGUGUUGCCCCACAGAGGACGGCAGCUGGGGCAGCUGGAAGCCCACUGGCUCUUGCUCGGUGACCUGCGGGGUUGGCCGAACGGUGGAGAAGCGUCUGUGUGACAGCCCUGCGCCAAAGCAUGGAGGGAAGUUCUGCCCUGGUCCAGACACCCACACCGACACCUGUAACACCAGGACGCCCUGCCCAGGUAAUGGGGAAGGAAGGAGAUAUGGCAGGGGCAGCUCUUGUGGGUGGGAAUCUAGAGCCAGACUGCAAAGCCUGCCCCGCUCGCUUGCUCCUGCCUGGCUGCUUCCAUUCCCUCCAGCUCCCAGUGCCCACUGCCAUCUGCGGCCCUCCUGCUACCACUUUCUGGCUUUCUUCUGCUGGUGAAUAUUGCCCCUUCUUCAGAAGGCUUGUGUCCCUCAUGUUGUGAAAUUCAGGAAUUGAGAGGUGAAGGGGAGCCCCACUUAUUCCCAAACUAGCCAGAAGAACUAAAUGGAACCUCCAUGUACAGAGGCCGUAUCGCUUUGAAUGAGGUGCUUUGGGAUUGUUGCCACUCUGAGCUGUCACAUGUUGAGGAGACUGUGGAGGUCUGUCUGUACAUCUCUGGGCUGUGGCCAGGCUUCUUCUGUGAGUUAUUCCACUUCCCUUUAAAAAGAGAUCAUGCAAAUACUCUGCUUAGCUGCUUGCUAAGAGGUCAGCCUGCUCCUGCCUGCUGACCAAUGGGGAUGAGGCCUGGCCAGCUCCAGGUUUGAGGGGGUCUCCUUUGGCGGUCUCCUUCUAUCUCCCUUGCCCUGCCUGUGGCUACGUCUGGGAACUGCCAUGUAAAUUUCCUACCAUGCCCUGAAGUGACACUAUUUGGGGGGUCAGGGCAGCCAACAUGGGGGUGCUGCGGAUGGAGGCUGCAUGCUGACUCUGGGGCUGGUAUAUUUCGCAAACAUCUGGAUAGCUGGAAUUUACAUUUUAUUUAAUUAAAAUCUUAAUAGAAUAUAAUAACACAGGUGAUAAUGAAAAGGGUCCAGCUGUUUAUUCAUGAAAAGUUUCAUGCCAUGGAAUCUUCCUGCUUUGCUGGGUCUGCUUACGGGUUGUGGUCAUGUGUUGUUUCUGACUUUAGGCUAUAUUUUUGUAACUUGAUGAAAUCUUUUUAUAAUUUGAACAAUCAAUGCUUUAAAAGUUAGUUUUAAAGUUCAGUUGGUAAUUUGGGGUGGAGGUACACACUUAACAACUACAUAUAUGGAUGUGUGUGAAACAGCGUGCAAUUUCUUUGAUCCAUACCUCUAGGAAAGAAUUUAUAUUUAAUUAUUCAUUGUGCAUGGACAUAGACGCUGAGUAAUAGGGGUCUUAGAGUAGGUCCCCUGCAAGAAGGCCGUGGGUAUAGAAUGAAAACGGGCCAUUGUAAACGCUCUUCUCAAGUUGGGCUCCGUCAGGUCUAUCAAGUAGUUGGCAAGUGAUCUUACCACUUUCACUUUAGGGAGCCACAUGGAGAGGCGAGCUGAGGUGGACUGUGCCCGGUCCAUGGCCUCAUCUCUUAUAAGAAUCCAGUCCCGGAUUUUAUGUUGGUCCCAAGAUGACAACGUGUCGAAUUCUGGGAGGGAGUAGCGUACAGUAAUAGUCUCCAUGGCCUUGGACCAUUUGUUGGAGUGAGAACAAGUUAAAAAGGCUUGCCUGGCUAGUAGGGAACCUGGGGCAUUGAUUAAUUUGCAAUAAAAACUAAUAAUUCUAAUAUGGGCUCUCGCAACAAUGGAGGGGAGGCCCAGUUCUGUUCUUAACUGAGCAGCAACCGAGCCCUUGGGGAGACCCAGUAUCUUUCGUACAAAAGAGUUUUGUAGAAUCUCCAGCCGUUGAAGUGUUUUUAAAUUCCACCCCCAGAUUUCAACCCCAUACAGUAACAUCGGGAGGACUUUGCUAAUAAAUGCUUUUCUGAUUGGUGGAACCAACUGGCCGCCUUUUGCAUAGAAGAAUUUCUCCAAGGCUUUGAUGGUUCUACGGGCAGCCAGGAUGGUCAUAUUUAGGUGAGCUGACCAGCUAAGCCCAUGCUGAAAAGUGAUUCCCAAAUACUUGAAAGCUGAGCAAUAUUCAAUAGAGUGGCCCUCAAAGUUCCAGAAUGACUUCCGAGUUUUCGUGCCAAAAGUAAGAAUUUUGGUUUUGGCGAAAUUGAUUUUGAGGGAAUUGGUAUCACAAUAUGUCAUGAGCCCUCUGAGCAUGUUGUUUAAGCCCUGCUUGGUUAAAGACAGUAUCACCAUGUCGUCCGCAUAGAGUAAUAUGGGGAUCUUGAGCUGUUGUAGAGGGGGCAGAUUGAUUUAGGGCCUGCAUAGUUGUAACAAUGUCGUUGAUAUAGAAAUUGAAUAGAAAAGGGGCCAAGAGGCAGCCCUGUUUGACCCCUUUAUUCAGAGGGAAAGAAUCAGAAAGAGCUCCCAGGGGGCCAGAUUUUACUCUGGCCGAUAUGUCAUUGUGAAUUUCCAUAAGAAGAAGGAGGAGUCUCUUAUCUAUGUUGGUGUAACUAAGCUUCUGCCAUAGCCUAUCUCUGGGAAUGGAGUCAAAAGCGGCGGUCAGGUCCACAAAAGCCGCGUGUAGUUUGCAGUUAAACCUGUUUAAGUAUUUAUCAAUCAGGGUAAAUAGAACAAGACAUUGGCCAGAUGUACUGUGACCUUUACGGAAGCCAGCCUGUUCCGGGUGGAAUAGCUUUGUUUCUUCUGCCCACUCGAUUAAUUUCUCUAGCAAGAAUCUAGAGUAAACCUUGUAUGAUAUGUCUAGCAGGCUGAUGGGUCGAUAGUUACGCGGAUCUUGUGGGUCCCCCUUUUUAUGUAUUGGGAUGACUAUGCUCUGUUUCCAAUUUGGCGGGAUCUUAAGAGUGGCAUUAAUAGUGGUAAGAGAGAUGCAAAAAUAGGGGCCCACCACAUCUGGUUCAAUAAGAAUACCUCGGGUGGAAUCAUAUCCUCCCCCGGGGAUUUAUCCCCUGAUAACAUGCUAAUUAGUUGUACACAUCUCUCUGGGGAAACUGGCUCCCAGGUGGGCAAGGGAGAUGCGGGAAGAGUGGAAACUGCGUUUACGUCGGAGUCUGGGGCAGAAUACAGCUGAGCAAAGUGAGAGUGCCAACUGGCUGCUGUGAUGUUAUUAACGAUGAAUGAGGGGGGUCUUAAACCUGCAUUAAUUAAAUUCCAGAAUUUCUUGUCGUCACGGGUUUUAAUGGCCACUGACAAUGCCGUCCAGCGUUCUUUCGCAAAGAUCAAUUUCUUAUGUUGGAGCAACUUCUUGUAGUAAGAACGGAAUUGGGCUAACUCCCUGAUUUUGCUCUGGGUGCUGUCUGAUUUCAUAUCAGACUGAAGAAAUCUAAGCCUACUUCUGCACUGUUUGCAUUCUUGGUCGAACCAAGUUUGGUUCUUCCAGGUUAGACUCGCACGGGAGGGUUUCGUAAGUGUUGGGAGCAAGUAGGCUAGAAUUUGUUGGAAACUUGAGAAAUGAUUCACAUUCAUUGUUACCAGCUGAGCUUUCAGGGCUAGGAUCUCAGGGGAAUUUAGGAGGACUUUUAUGUCUUGCUCCAAAUAGAUAUCCCACUUCUUACGACCGGGGGCUAAGGUCAGUGAAUCCUGGUGGGGGAGUGAGCUGGGGGCCCCAGCUGUGUGUGGUGGAAGGAGAUGGCAAUAGGAAGGUGGUCACUUUCGGUUCUGUUGAACACAUUGAAACAAUAUGCCUUAUCAUUAAGUGCCGAAAAGGACCAGAUAUAAUCUAUAACGCUUGCCCCUCUAGAUCCUAGAAAAGUAUAGUAUUCCCGGACCAGUCUUUGGGUGUACCAUGCAAGCUGUGCAGCCCGCAGUUAAUGGUAAACUCCAACAGUAUGAUGCCAGCCCUAUUAAUGGUCUUGUCAUGUGAAUUCCACGUAGGAAACCACUCCUCUUCUAUGAAUAGUUGCGACUUAUCGGUGAAUGAGCUUAUAUCUGCUCCGAUUCUGGCAUUAAAGUCCCCCAUUAUGAGGAUCUCUGACUUUGGGAAUUCAGCCACAGAUUUAUCAAGGAUAAAUCUUAGAUCCUCCCAAAACCGAUUUGUAUGGGAAGAGGAGUAGGUAGAUGGAUUGUACAAAUUAACACAUAUGAAGUCCCCAACCCCAUACUAGUUUUUUGGUGCUGGCAACCAAAUCUUUGUAUUAUUGUCUUAGGGUGUUUUAAAUGUCAUUACGCCAGCAAUAUCGCUUUGAAUUUUGCUUGGUUGCUUGUCCCCAACAUUUUUUUUGUAUUGUCUUAUUUUGCUAUGGCUGUAUGCUAAUGCAGAUUUAAUAAAUAUAUAUAUAUAUAUAUUUAAUUAUAACCCUGGUCCCAAGGGCCGCUCCAAGUUACAAUACCCCUCCCCCUCCCUGUGAAUCUGCUUGACAUCAAGGUAGACAACUUCAGGCCUUGGGCCAAAUGUGGCCCCCCAGACUUCUCUAUCUGGCCCCUGGAAUGCUCCAGCUGCACCCCACAUAGCUCCUGCUCUGCCCGGAACAUGCCCCUUCUUUUUCUGUUCUCUCCUGUAGCGAUUUUUGCCUGGUUGUGUCCUUGAACUGGGAUGGUGACUCUCAUUUCCCUGGAUGGGGGGGGGGGUGUCUGACUACGGUGGGGGGUGGCCCUCAAGUCCCAUCCCCGGACUGUGGGGCUGGCUGCCCUUGCCCACCGUCAAAGCUGGCUGGCAUUCUUUUUGACCCUCCUCCUUCUCCCGCAAUGCCACACAGUGGACGGGCGCUGGAGGGAGUGGUCCGAAUGGAGUGUCUGUGAGAGGAAAGCCAGUAAUAUCAGGAUCGCCUGCGAUGAGCUGACUGGACUUCAGGCGAGAACCAGGACAUGCGUUGGACGGGCGCAUGAGGGCAAGCGCUGUGUGGGGCCAACCAUGGAUAUCAGAAGCUGCUACAAUGUCCAGUUAUGCUCUUGUGAGUAUUGGGGAUAAAAAGAGGUGGAAGGAGCUACCCAUAUGAAAGGCUAAGCUUCAGAAAUGCCACAUAAGGGUGAGCCUGGAGGAUGGGAGGGUGCUGGGAGCCCCGGGUAAUCUGAGUUUUCUUUUUGUCUUCCCCACCCACAAUGUGAUGGCCAUUUCUUGGGUGGCUUGUUUAAAAAGAAAGGAAAGAAAGAAAGAAAGAAAGAAAGAAAGAAAGAAAGAAAGCAGAAUUAGGCACUUGUUUUGAGUAUAGGUCACUCUGUUAAAAACUAGCCAGGAUAUUUAAAUGGAACCUCCAUAUUAAAGAAGCCGUAUUUCUUUGAAUAAGCUGCCAUAGGGGUGUUGCUAGAUCCCCCAAAGACUCUGGCCCACAACACACGUAUGCUAAAACCAGCAUAUGCUGAUGUAUAGAUGUGCACAGAUGUGAGCACUGAGGGAAAGUGGCCUUAUAUAUAUAAAAAAAGGAUUUUCAAUUCAGGUAGAAGGGAGGAAAGUGCCAAACACCUGGGGCUCAGGCCUCCUGGACAAUACUCCUGAAGUGCUGGGUGGUGAAUGAGAGGCUGUGUCCUGCUUCUGAGAGCCCAAAGACUCCUCCACUGGAAGCAGAAUGCUGGGCAUGGAUGGUGCAAUCUAAUAAGGCCAUUCAUGAUUCCUCUAUCAUGUGGAUUUUUAAAAACAACAGCAACAAAGAUUCUACUUUUUGAUAUCUCUUUCCUUUUUUUAAAUAAUUUUUUAUUGGAUUUUACAUUUUUAUCACAUUGCCACAUAUCAAAAUCAACAAAAUACAUUCCCUCAAUUUCCCCCCUCCCCCCGACUUCCCUCAACUUCCUUUUCUGGUCAGUCCCCCGUCCCCCCCCCCCAUUAAACCCUGCCUGCUUUCAGAUAUUGUCCAUAUUGUCCAUAUUGAUAAUUAUUAUUUCUGUUGUUAAUUGUAAAUGUUUACUCAAAUCCUGGUAGUGAGUUUAGAUCUUUACAUUGUUACAUUGUUUCUGUAAGUACAACAUGAAAAGUUCCCAUUCUUUCUUAAAUUCUCUCUUGAGUCUCGUGAGUCUUUCUGUUUACUUUGCCAUCUCAGCAUAUUCCAUUAAUUUUUGUAGCCAUUCUUCCUUAGUUGGUAUUUCUUCGCUUUUCCAUCUUUGGGCUAAUAACCUCCUAGCUGCAGUUGUAGCAUACAUAAAGCGUUUCUUCUUUUCUCUUAGUAAAUCUUAACCUGUAAUACCUAAUAAAAAAGCUUCUGGUCAAUUUAAAUAUUUUCUUAAUUUCAUUACAAAUCAUAUCCCAAUACUUAUUAAUCAGUUUGCAAUUCCACCACAUGUGAAAAAGUUGCCUUCAUUUUCUUUACAUUUCCUUUUCUUUACAUUUCCAACACUUAUUUGAACCUGUUCUAUACCUUUUUGCUAUUUUUUUCUGGUGUAAUACUCUGGUCCAUGGGGUCACGAAGAGUCGGACACGACUAAACGAAUAAACAACAACAUCAUUUUAAUAUAAUUCUCUUUUAUUAAAAUACAAUCAGUAAAUUUCAAAUUUACUCUCCAUAAUUUUUCCCAUUCUUCCAUUUCUUUAUUGUGUCCUAUAUCUUGCACCCAUUUAAUCAUUAUACUUUUUACCUCUUCAUCUUUUGUUUCCCAUUCUAAUAAUAAAUUAUUUGUUUUCUUCAACAAUUUGGUAUUAUCUUCUAUAAUUUCUCUUUGGAAUCUUGAAAUAUUCAAGCUAAAACCUUUUUAAAAUCUUUUUAAAUACCUCAUUUAAUUGACGAUAUUGCAGCCAAUCAUACACAUAUUCUUUAAUCUCCUCAUAUUCUUUCAGUAUUAACUUCCCUUCCUUUUCUAUUAACAAAUCUCUAUAUGUAGGCCAUAUUUUCUCCCUAUUUAUUUUUUUGAUUGAAAUUACUUCUGUAGGGGAAACCUACCAUGGGGUCUUUAGUUCUAAUAGUUCUUUAUGUUUUCCCCAUGCCCUUAAAAGUGAUCUCCUAAUUAUAUGAUUAUAAAAUGCUUUCUGUAUUUUCCCUUUGUUGUACCACAAAUAUGCACGCCAACCAAAUCUAUUGUCGUGCCCUUUCAAAUCUAAUAAAUCUGUGUUUUUUAAUUUUAUCCAGUCCUGGAUCCAAGUUGUGCAUCUCCAACAUAAAAUUUCAGUUCUCAUAUAGUGCAACCUUACACCUGUCCGCUCACAAGUGAGUUCUCUGUAACAGACUCCCAUCUCUUAGGCCUUUUGGUUAAGAUCAAGUGUAGUAUCUGAUAUCUCUUUCCAAACAGAUACAGCCCUAGUGAGCUGUAGACAUGAGGCACGAUGGCAGAGGGUAGGUGAGCCAACCGCCUCUCCCUACCUGAUUAUUGCCCCUUGCUUUUGAAUGCCUGGCCCAAAGCCACCCUGUGUGCUUCAGGUUGAGCAGGGCUGCAUCUACACAACUAUAAGAAAUGCUCUGAAUUUUUUUUAAAAGCUCAUAAUGGAAAAUUUUAUAGUUCUGAUUCCAGCUGUACAGGACCAUCUGGUAUCACAUGUUAUAAUGCAUUUAUAACAUUUUAUUUUUACCAUGCAGCUGAGUCCCAUGUCUUUCUGGUCCCUUUCUGAGGCUCUCACUGCCAUGCCCCACUGGUUCUUCAGAUACUCUACUUGUCAUAUUGACACCAUAUUGAUACUCCUUUAAUAGUUGUAAUGCUUUCCCCCAGAGCAUCCUGGGAGCUGUAGUUUGUUAAGGGUUCUGAGAGCUGUUGGGAGAACCCUCACAGAGCUACAGUCCCCUUCAUGGUAGUUGUUCAGUAGGCAGAGGUGGAGUCAAGGGAUGCCAAGCCUGUGGGUCUGAUUUGUGUGGCUUCUCUCAGUGAAAGGAGCCUGGACAGAAUGGAGCCCAUGGGGCCUCUGCAACCCGCCCUGUGGGGAGAAGCCCAUGAAAUCUCGUAAGAGGGAGUGCAAAGCCAUCUACCCCAAUUACCCGUGAGUAUGAAAUGAGGGAAGGGCAGUGUGUGUGUGUGUGUGUGUGUGUGAGAGAGAGAGAGAGAGAGAGAGAGAGAGAGAGAGAGCUGAGUUGAGUUGAGGGAGAGAGAAAUAGGGAGUUGUUUCAUUUUUGAAGGGCAAGCCUGCGAAACCACUUUCUGACUUGCUUAACUGGCCAGCUGCAGCUAGUGCAGAAUUCAUGUAUUUAUCUGACAAGAGUUAAUAGGCAAAAACUACUUGGCAGUUUGCACAAAACAAUAAAGAAUGUUCACAGUUCAAGUAGGACACUGACAAACUGGAACGUGUCCAGAGGAGGGCAACCAAAAUGGUCAAAGGCCUGGAAACGAUGCCUUAUGAGGAACGGCUAAGGGAGCUGGGCAUGUUUAGCCUGGAGAAGAGGAGGUUAAGGGGUGAUAUGAUAGCCAUGUUCAAAUAUAUAAAAGGAUGUCCCAUAGAGGAGGGAGAAAGGUUGUUUUCUGCUGCUCCAGAGAAGCGGACACGGAGCAAUGGAUCCAAACUACAAGAAAGAAGAUUCCACCUCAACAUUAGGAAGAACUUCCUGACAGUAAGAGCUGUUUGACAGUGGAAUUUGCUGCCAAGGAGUGUGGUGGAGUCUCCUUCUUUGGAGGUCUUUAAGCAGAGGCUUGACAACCAUAUGUCAGGAGUGCUCUGAUGGUGUUCCUGCUUGGCAGGGGGUUGGACUCGAUGGCCCUUGUGGUCUCUUCCAACUCUAUGAUUCUAAUAUUCUAAUAAUACUGAUAAAAAUCACACAUGAAAAACAAAUGGGCAUACAAUUUAUCAAAAUAAAUAAAAUCAGAUUGGAAACAGAUAGGCUGUUGUGAGUUUGAGCAGGGAGGGGUUAGGCUGUAUGAUGACUGAGUCCCUUCUAAUUCCUGGGGUCCUGGAUGCAGCAAGGGUUAAAAUCCAAUGAGGGAUUCCAUUGCUGGAUUAUCCAGGAAAGGGUCCUAGUUACCCCCUAAGUCUGGCCCUGAAUAUAAAGACACCUGAGUCUUUCGCAAUCACAUGCAAAACCAGUACAAAAGGUAGCCAGCAACAAUAUCUGGGGUGCUCUGAGCCAGAAUCCAGUGGGGUGAAGUCAUGUCUUCCUUAAAAAAAACACAACUCUUGGUAACUGAAGUGUGCUAAGCGUACUGAGAGUUGUUAGGACAGUCAAUUGGUCUUCCCGGGGACUCUGGGAAUUGCAGCUCUGUGAGGGGAAUGGGGUAGGGUCUCCUACAAGCGCUCCUUAAAAAACUGCAGCUCCCAGAAUUCUUUGGGGGAAACCAUGACUGUAUAAAGUGGUAUGGCACAGCCUUAAAUGUGCAGUGGUACCACACGCUGUGUUGGGAGGUGGGGGAAGACAUAUCCUGCUGGAGUUGUCGUGUUGUUAUUGUCUCAGAGAAGCCAGUUUGGAGGAACAGGGGAGGGGAGUGUGACCUCCUAAGCCAAGCAGCCCCUUCAUUGUGAUCCUUUCUCUCUGGCUUGCAGAAUGACAGUGGAAGGAGAGAACGGGAAGGUACUGAACGUCAGCUUCUGGGGGCGCCCAAGACCCAACUGCCAGCCGCUGGAUGGACAGGGGCUGGUGGUGGAGGAGCAAGCACCAUGCCAAAAUGUGCCCCCCUGUGAAGGUGAGUUGGUGGCGAUCUUCUGGGGAGGAGAAAACAAUGGGGGAGCCCAGCAUUUCCCCUGGAUUUAACCACGUUUCUCUCUCUUUCUCUCUGCCCCCCACCCCCAGACUGAUUUUGAAGAAACUGUGGGUUUCAGUGCUGGAGACUACCAGGAGCCAGGCUAAUGUCAGCUUCCUUUCAUCUUUGCAACCCCCAAUAGCUGCUUCCUCUUUUUGAAAUGGUGACCUUGAGAACUGAGGAAUAAUCAGUACAAUAAGUUGCCUUAUAUGUCAACACACUGUGUAAUGUGGAUAUUAAUUCAUAUAAGCUUUCCCCCAUUUCAUAAGCAUUUUUUUCAUUUUCACAUAGAUAUAAUUCAUUGUAUGCUUGUUGGUUGUUGUUUAAUAUAUGAUUGUUAUUUUUGAAAUUAAAAAAAAAAUGCUUAGCAUGUCAGGCCAGUGUGUGUCCUAGGUGGGAGAUUUUAAUCACAUUAUGGAUUCUACUGUUUUCAUUUACUGUAAAAGCAACCACUACUCUGCAUCUGGAUGUUUUAGGCUGUUUGUUGAGAGCUCUGCUUGCAGACAGAUGAAUAUGGUGUAAAAGUAUGUACCUCCUAGUGGUGCAGCAAUAAAACUGCUCGCACAUUUGCAAAGCUAAGCAGGGUCCAGUAUGGUUUCAAAUGGGAUGGGAAACCAUGUCUUGAGAUUCCUGCAUUGCAAGGGGUUGGACUUACAAUUCUAUUAUUCUAUGUAGAUUGGCUGAAAAACAGUAUCUUUGACAAUAUGCUAAAAAAUUAGUAACAAUGACAGGAGCUUUGUAAAAAAGGCAAUAACCUCUCUAGCUAUUUGCUUGCCUGCCCUGUUGUCCUGGAAUGCUCUUAAAGGUUCUAAGUGUUCCAGAGUGAAAAGCAUUUCCUGGGCUGGGCUGUGUGCUGAGGUUGCAGAGGUAAUAGUAGGGCAGUACAUUCCAUUGUAGUGAUUAGCUGAGUAGGAAGGGAUGUCCUGGUAGACAAUCAUCUAUUUGGGUUGUUGCAUUUGGACUCAUCUAACACACAUAUCCCUGACACAAUAAAGUGGAGACCUCUGGGUUUUGCAUC
Molecule: messenger RNA, 24299 nt
Organism: Podarcis lilfordi (Lilford's wall lizard)
Lineage: Eukaryota; Metazoa; Chordata; Lepidosauria; Squamata; Lacertidae
Source: the annotation of a GenBank genome assembly